AUGAACUUUCAUUCAGUUGCUGAGCUAUUACCAUGGAUGUUAUUGUUAUUUUCUUUGACCGGCUUCGCGUCUCCCGUUCCAAACAAGGAGUUAGAUUGCAAAGGUCAACUUGAACGAUGUGAAAGAAAGAAGGCCGCCACCAGCAGACCAGUGUGCGGCACCGACAACAUUAGUUACCCGAGUAGAUGCACCUUGCUGCGGGUCCGAUGCUCUAACGACUCGCUGUUGCGUGUCAAGCACCGAGGACGAUGCAAAGAAAAGCAGCCCUGUUGGGUGAAUCACACUAUUAAAUCAGAGGAUCCAACUAGAACACCGGACUCGUAUAUGCCCAGGUGCAAAGCCGACGGCACAUACUUCCGGAUUCAAUGCCAUAAAAAGGAAGGAUAUUGUUGGUGUGUAACACCUGCGGGAAACAUGGUAUCCAACACCAUUGUUCGAGGACAAAAGCCGAAGUGUGAUAACGGAAGAGGCAAAUGGCGUAAAGGUUCUUUGAAGAAAGGAAGUAAUCCCAAAAGAGAAUGCAGUAAAAAUGAUAAAGCAAUAUUUGUCAAUAAUUUAGUCAGAAUAUUCAAAACGGAGUACAAUCGAGACCAAUACUCAGCACUAUUAAACGGUAAUCGUUCGCUGUUGGACCCGAUUACGUUGGACAAACGAGCCUCUGAAUGGAAAUUCAGUUCUUUGGACAUAGAUAAAAACGGAACCCUCACUAAAAUGGAAUACAGAGACCUAAAGAGAAUGGUUCGCAAAGUGGCCAAGCCUAAGAGAUGUUCCAGGACGUUUAUCCGCACGUGCGACACAGACCAUAACAGCGUAUUGUCGAAAAUCGAAUGGACUAAUUGUUUGUCAAUUGACGAAACAUUUUACAUAAAGUCAUCUGCAACCUCGACUUCGACGAUGACUAACACGUCUACAACUACUACUAGAACGACCGAAUUUCCCCCACCGGUCGACUACGAAGACAAAGACGACAGUGGAAUCGGUCUCGAGAAAGUACAUCCUGGAGACAUACUACAAGAAAGCGAACCUACACUUAAUGGCCCCCUUCCGGGUUUAAUAGCCGAAGGCGACGAAGAGGACAACCCCGAAGAUAAUGAUUGUUUAAAGGACAGACAAGAUGCAUUGGAUGAUCCAUCAACAUCAUCUCAAAAUUACAUACCAGAAUGUACAACAGAUGGAAGAUAUAAACAUGUUCAGUGUUACAAAUCAGUCGGUUAUUGUUGGUGCGCACAAGAAGACACCGGUAAACCAAUACCAGGAACCUUAGUGAAAGAUUUUAAUCCUAAAUGUGAUGGUAUUUAG
Molecule: messenger RNA, 1299 nt
Organism: Macrosiphum euphorbiae (potato aphid)
Lineage: Eukaryota; Metazoa; Arthropoda; Insecta; Hemiptera; Aphididae
Source: the annotation of a GenBank genome assembly